Molecule: messenger RNA, 1277 nt
Organism: Moneuplotes crassus
Lineage: Eukaryota; Ciliophora; Spirotrichea; Euplotida; Euplotidae
Source: the annotation of a GenBank genome assembly
AGGUGAUGUCACAAAGGCUAAGAAAGUUUCGAUAAUAUUCACAAGCAGCCCUUUUCUUAUAGAGUAUACUUCCUUAUUUCUCAGUUUUAAGGUUUUAUCAAUAAACAGCUUUACCCAAGAGUUAAGCUUUAGGACCUUGAUGUUGUUUACAAAUUCAGUAGUAGUGUUCAUUCUUUCAUCUUUUCUUUCUAGAACUUCUUUUUGAAUUCUUGAACUCCAAAUUGCAAUGUAAUAGUUCAAAAUAAAAAGAGCCGCUCCGACUCCAAUGGCUGGAAAUAAGAACCAUCCAAAAUAAUACAGAAGAAAGAUGGUUCCGAAGAGAAGCUGAAUAGGAAGUCGUGCUACUGGAGGAAGACCCCAGGCAAUUCCAAAGACUUUGUCAGCAUCUACUUGGAUAAAGUUGAUAAUUUCUCCUUGCUUAAAAUCUUUGUUUGUUGAUGGAAUUAGAAACUAACCCAGAAUAUGCACUAUCUCCAAGGACACAUUGUAAGAAUGCAGAAUAUUCUUCAAGAAGGAAGGAUAGCCAACUUACAACAAUGAAGCCAACUAUAAGCCCUAUCCCGAUCCAGAUAUUAUCAUCUUCUUCAGGAGUUGUUGACAUAAAGUUGAUAAUUCCCAUUAUCAGAAAGGGAAUGGAAAUAUGAAGUCAUACCACAAUAAAAUUAAUGAAGAAGGCAAACAGAAAAUCCUUCAUAUGUGUCUUUGCAAGAGUUUUGAUUAUUGCAUAUUUGCCACUCCCUUUAUACUUCUCCCAGUUAUCUUUAAACCUCUUUCCUUGAUAUAUUGAGCAAUUCUUCUUCCAUAUUUUUCCAAAAUUUUCGAUUUUAAAAUCAUUUUUCCUUCCAUACUAGAUAAAAGUUCUAAUGUUUUCUGAUAUUGAGGCACCAAAUUUUAUGAUAGAGUUUUUAAUGCUUCCAUAACAAAUUUUAGGAAAACACAUAAACUUUCAAAUGAUCCAAACAAUAAUAAGCCUAUCUUAAUUUUCAAACACUCCAAAACACCAAAUCAGGGAAACAUCCUAAUUUUUCUUACCUUCAACACCUUAUAAGGCCAGCUGAACAAAAUUUUCCCAAAGACCCCUGCCUCAUCCAAGGGGUGUUCCUUAAAAAUUGACUCGGGAUGUUCCCACUCUUGUCCUUCCUCUCCCUCUUGAACGAGGGGUUGCCUCUGUUGGUCGGGCUGAUUUUCCAAAAUAUCCAUUGGAAGUUUUCUAAGUUAAGUUUAUUAAGGAUCUUGAGGCUAAAAGUCUUUUGAAAUGAAAUUAGCCAAUUAGAUUG